UGCGGUCAAUCAUCAUGUUAAAAAAUGUCUUAGUGCAAGAAGAGGACAAAAUAGUGCUUUGCCUGGAUUUGUGAGCCCCCAAAGGCUAUACUACACAAUAGGAUUCGUAAAAUUACAAUGAGGACAGUUGGAGUGCCCUCUAAAAUUGCUCGUCUUGUCAGAUUUAGGGGCCGGGCUAUUCCUAAUAACAUUCCAGACACAAUAUCAGGUCGAAUGUCAUUGUCAUAAUUUUAUCACCAUACGGUCUACACCAUGCGUUGGUGUAAAAUGUCCAUUGCUGUGGCAUUUUUUCUUUUCUUUUUCACAGUAGAAACCUAAAGGUGACAGAAAUAUCUACCUCUGGCUGUCAUUUUUCAAGAAGCACUUGUGCUUAGUGUGGUUAGAGUGCAAGUAAAUACAUUCAGUGUACAUCACACCAUCCUGUCAUCUAGGAUGUAUGGACAACUUCAUAAAGCAGUAGGUGUAGAAAUAUGAGGCGUGUGGCGAACCUACACGUGUAGAAUGUCGUGCAGUGUCCCUCGCCUAGUACAGUUGUCGCUAUCUUCCCCCUUUGCUUCCAUGCAUACUCUACCAGUCACGAGAAAUUCUCCUGUGAUACUGUGAAUAUAUAACAUGCCAGGCUAAAGUCUCUGCAAGGUGAACACCACACUAGAACUUUAUUCUCAACAUCACGUGUGAAUAUAUAGACUUUCUCAGUUUCUAUCACAUUGUGAUGGGACAGUCUACCUGAAAAGCAUCAAAAGAGGACACAAUCAAACUUGCAGGAUUCUUUACCGAAUGGUUCAUACCAGGUAGUUGUCUGAGUGGAAGCUAUAACAUCUGCAACUGCUUCUUUGAAACUGUUGACCAUGUAUGAUGAUAAAAAGCGUGUGGAAGUUGUGGGGAAUGUCAAGACAUCCAAACCACAAGCUAGGGAUCAUCGGCGUGUUCUAUGGAAUGUAAGCAAUCAGCACCACAGUCCCUAUUCACCCAGUCCUGCAGCUGAUACGGCUGGGCUAACUGACCCCGAUCAAUGCUGCACACAAUCCCAUGGCAGUCCGAGUGAACUGCCUGCUAAUGUUACUAACGUUAGCAGUCUGCAACUGACUGAACCUGAUCAGCGCCCUGCAUGUACACAGCCCUAUGAGGAGGCUAUCCAGGCCGGGCAGCAGCUUAGCACUGCGGACCAACAUGAUGAAUAUGAGGCCUGCAGUAUACUGGUGCGCAAUAUCCCACAGGACAAAACACGGUCGGAUGUUGAAAGUUACUUCUCUGAGAUAGGAGAGGUACGCCGUGGUUGCAGCACCAUGUUCGUGAACCCAGCUACAGACAAGUUCACUGGUGUUGCCGAUGUGGUGUUCAAGUCCUGGGCGAGCGCCUUACAGGUCCUUUCUUGUCAGUAUCUACUAAUGAGACCUAGCGUAAUUUCAGUGGAGCCUGCUGAAGUGGCCGGGUAUGACCGUUAUGAACAUGCGAGGAGGACCUGUGGGAACCGCACUCUGCCACCGCUGCCCAUACAGCUCCGCAGAGUCAACUUGAGAGGCAGUCCGCUACACCGCAUAAUGCCAGUGACGGAGAAUGGCGAAGAACUGCAAGUCCUAAGCUACUUCUCCAGGAUGACGUGUGCAGAGUUUGAUGAUGCUUAUUCCCUAUCCCAGAUGGUAGAUGGACUCGUUAGGGAUGAUGGCAGCGAAGAGUAGCCAGGCACUGCGCAUCAGCUCAGGAUUGCCUCUGAUAUCUGUUACCAACCUGGAGACUAAAAUUGCCUACACUCAAGCAGUCACUGUGUCUGGUCUGCGACUGGUUUUUGAUGUGGUUGUGUUUCGAGUAUACCUAUAGCAUUUGUGUUGCUUCAAGUAUGGCUUUGAUUUGGCAUUGCGUUCCAAGAGUAUGGAUUUCUUUUUGUUUGCCGUCAUGUUUCCUGUCAGUAUAUGUUCCUGUAGUGUUGUGGCGUUGGCAUUAGCAUAAGGCUUGUCAUGCUGCACAAGUAAUGCAUUGACGUGACCGUGUCCGGAGCUAUUUCUUUCCCAGGCCGCACAAGCAUUCAAGCUUCUUUUGCUACAUACUACAUUCACCACAACAAGGCAACCAUUUUGUGUCGUUGUUGUCUCGUUUGCAUGCUCGUCUUGUCAGUGAACGGUUUGCUCCAACUCCGACUAAGCAACCAUGGUCAUCGUUGUUGAUGGAUUUCAGGCUUUUUUUUUUUCAGCUGUUGUUCUGGUAAAUAGCACUGUGACGUGCCACUGCACAACAUUUGCAUCAUUCUCUGUCAUGCUAAGCUAUCAUGCCUACUGCACAGCACUAUCUAUUCAAAAAUUAAACAGUCAUUUUCGUUUUAAUGCAAUGAAUAAAGCUAUGUGUGCACUCAUAUCACAACCAUCGGGACGAUUCAAGUACAUUGUCACAAUGCACUUGCCGAAUUUCCUAUCAUUUCUCACCUGUAUAGUCACGUUUUAUUACCAGUGCACUUUUUCCCAAGUUUGUGCUAUUCUUCUUACUUCUCUUGUAUCCUCGUUUUUCUUUUUCACUCCAAGUGUAUAAAUCCUAUUGUAGUUUCAUCAUUCUCUUUAGUCACGAAUUCCAUUGAUAAUUGUGACAAGAAAACGUUCUGGAAUACUUGAAUCGUCCCGAUGGUUGUGAUAUGAGUGCACAUACUUCAAGUAAUUCAUUGCAUUAUUAAGAUUAUUGUGUCCAUGUCGUCAUUUACGUUUCUUCGUGUAAGUUUCUAAUCAAUAAAUAGCCCUUUGAACCUAAA
Sycon ciliatum is the source of this 2734-nucleotide messenger RNA. RefSeq lists its product as uncharacterized. Lineage: Eukaryota; Metazoa; Porifera; Calcarea; Leucosolenida; Sycettidae. Gene Ontology annotation, molecular function: RNA binding. The record is from RefSeq and is a predicted model, not a curated record. The coding region runs from base 849 to 1679 and encodes 276 amino acids. The transcript is spliced from 6 exons.